CGAAUAAACAAGCAUACAAAUUGUAUGCUAUUGUAUUUUAUGAUACAAUACAAUAUAAUCGUGCAGAACGUGCUCACGUUGCAACGAGUCUAAAUAUUAUCCAAUUUCUUGCUAAGCGGUCAGAACUCAGGUUUUUUUUAAUGUGAGUGGUAUUAAUGAAAUUUAUAUGGAAUAUAAAACGAAAUACCUAGUAAUCAAAUGAAAUGGCGGAGUCCCAGAAACAUUUUACUCUUUCAUCAAUAAAAAAUCAAGAACCUGAUAAUAAUUUGACCUGUAAAAAACGUAUAGAAAAUGCCAAAAACGCACAAAAGAUGAGGUUAUAUCGUCAGCGUUUGCGAGAGAAAAAAAUUGCUAAUAAAUCUAACAAUGCUAGCCCUCCAGCAAUACGUCAAAGGGCUCUUACAGGAGCCGAGAGAUCAAAAUUGUGGUAUCAUAGAAAGAAACUUAGAGAGAUUAAUUUAUUACAUCCUAAUCAACAAUCUAGUGAAUCUCAAGAGAGCGAGUCGAUUAUAAAAAAUAGUGAUUUACGUAAUACUGAAAAUACUGCAAUGACAAGUGAUAAUGAAGCCGGUGGGGCUACCACCAGCACCACCACGAGCCCACCACCAGCUCCCCACCAACCUCCCUGCGCCCCACCAGCAGCCUCAUUGCCCGAGAAGCCAAAACUAACUGAAGAUGUGCCCACAUUCUCUAUGCUCCCGGCUCUGCAAGUGGUACCCAUUGAACCAUUUGUUCCCGAGGAAGUUGAUAAUUCUUGUAAGGAUUGUGCAGCAGUUACUGUUAAGUUCUCGUUCUGGUGCGUGCAGUGUUGUCGCGGGCCGCUGUGCGGCGCGUGCGCGGAGUGCGCGCCGCACGACGGCCACUACUUGCUGCGCACGCCAACAGGCGCCACGCACAGUCAAACGGAGGCAGUGCUAGCAGUCAUAAGGCAACAUUUGCAGGCAGAAAACUUACUAACGCUAUACGAAAUUGAUAACAAUUGUGUGAAAGUGGAAAUAAAGGAAGAGCCAGAGGAGCUUCCGCCUUUCGUCCCGGAGCCCGCAACGGAGCCCGACGCACUGAACCCGUUAGCCACGCACUACUCUGCCACAGGUAGACAGUUUGAUGAAGGCGAAACGAUCCAUCACUAUUUACCAAAGCGUCGGCGAAUCAUGCCUACAGAAAACAACGCUACCCAGCUAAAAACUUUGGUGAAGCUUCAAGCUAAGACUUUUAUCUCACAAACUAACGUAAAGGAUACGCCUAGCGGUUUCAAAACUGUUUUAAAACGCACACCUAGCGGUCUAAAAAAAGUCUUAUUGAAACCAAUCUCUAGCGGUUCACAAUCUGUCCUAAAACUAAAACCCAUUCCUAGCGAUUCAAUUUUAAAAACAAAGCUUGACGGUAUCAAGAGAUCACAAAAUGUCCCAAAAGCCAUUAGUAAAACCAGAAAAUCUCAAACUGUCUUAAAAAUUAUUCCCCAUGAUCCUAAACGAAAAACGCUCUUACAAGUCACUCCUAGAGAAACACUGAUUGUUAAGAACCAACCGAGCGAUAUUAAAGAGCCACAAACAAAGAACCAACCAGGUAAACUGAAAAUCAAAAGAACCCUUUUAAAAGUCCCACUUAGUGAACUCGCAAAAGUCACAAAGUCAAAAACUCUCCUUAACCACCCCAGUGGGUCGAAAACGCUCCGAAAAGUCAAACCAGGCGAGAUUUUGGAGCUCGAUGAGAUCCAAAAGAUUCUUAAAGGGACGGCUGUUCAGCAAAAUGAUCCCACAGGGCGAAAGCUUCAUAACGUUCUAAAGGGCUUCUCUAUCCCCCUGAAAGUUACCUCAGAACCCUCUCGAAAUAGUGAAACAUUUAGACGAUGAAGACAGUUUUUGCUGUGAAAGUGAUACAGAUGCAUUUUAUAUAAAACUGUCGGCGACUUUUUAAAUGUGUUAUUUUAUAUGUACUAUUUUCACUUAUCAUUGAUUCACGAGUCAAGAUCUUCAUACUUAUUUGAUAGAUGUCUGAAAACUUAUGUGAGCCGCUAGGGCGGCGCCACAAUCGCUGCGUGAAUAGCGUUACGAAGAUAGAUUAAACAAAAAAAUAAAUAUGAAAAUAUUUGAAAGUUAUAAAUAGAAAUUUUGAGGUAAUUGUUAAAUAAAAAAAUGAAAUCGUCGUACGGAAGUAUCGGACGUCGGUAAACGAAUAGCACAGAAAUGGAGGUGGGGCGAGAAGGAACGAUGGGAGAUUGACAAGACAGGUUACUGAAUGACGGCUAAGGUGUGCAAAAAGAUUGAUGUGGAUAUUUGCUGAACACCAAGCAAUGGAUGCGGGCAUAGGACCGAAGAAAGGCGGAAUACUUUCAGAAUACAGAAGAGGCCUAAUGGCAAAGGUGCGAAGUCGGUGGAGAAGUGGCGCUGUUUGUCACAAAUACACGUAAUCUUACGGAAUGUACAACAUUAAUGCUAGCGGCAACCGUAUGAACUAAUUCUACUUCAUAAGAUAUAACAUAGAAAUGCCAAAAAAAUGAGGGCAGCACCAUGCAGUCGCUAAAAAUGUCUAAAUAAUAGAAUAAUGAAUAAGACAGAUGUAGAAGAUAAUGCUGGCGUUAGUAGAACGAGACAUGCAACGCAACAAGAUCUUGUCAGAGGUCUAAAAGAAAUGGUUCGAAUGCUGACUUAGAGCCAUGGUGCAACUGCAGCGCGUUUCCUCGUUAGAUAUAAGAAAAUGGACGGCACGAAGAAUACGCCAACAGAAGACUGAAAUAAAAUUAUAGAAUUUAAA
Cydia strobilella is the source of this 2754-nucleotide messenger RNA. RefSeq lists its product as uncharacterized. Lineage: Eukaryota; Metazoa; Arthropoda; Insecta; Lepidoptera; Tortricidae. The transcript has 10 exons. Bases 204 to 1853 code for a protein of 549 amino acids. The record is from RefSeq and is a predicted model, not a curated record.